CCCAUGGAAAAAAACAAUUAUUUUACAAACGAGUGUAAGUGUGUAACUAGGCAAAAUACCCAUUUUUACAGGGUUUUAUAUGCAAAAAAAAAUGCGAGGCAUUUUCACAAACACCUUGCGCGCGCGUUUCCCGGCACAACAGUCGACCAUGCCUUUGCGCCACGGUCACCAUCUCUUCUUGGGCAUUAAAACAAACACCUUGCGCUCGCUGUUGCUCCAAUCCGCUCCCAUCUCCAGCCUCAAGGUCGCAUGGCGCAAGGACCAGCGCCUCGACGGCGCCAUCGAGCGCGACAAGCGCUGGCGCAUGUGCUUCCGCGUCGUCCGCGAGCUCCUCAACGAGCCCGGCCAACGCAUGCCUCUCCGGUACCUCGAGAAGCGCCGCGAACGCCUCAAACUCCCCAUCAAGGUCAAAACUUUCAUCUCUCGUUACCCUUCUCUCUUCGACCUCUACCCGGAUCUCCUCAAGCCCAAGUCCCAGCCCGUGCCGUUCCUCCGCCCUUCGCCGCGCCUGCUCGACUUCAUCUCCCACCAAUCUCGGAUCCAAGCUCAGCACGAGCCUCUUAUCAUCUCCAAGCUCUGCAAACUCUUGAUGAUGUCCAAGGAUCGGGUUAUCAGUGCUGAUAAGCUAUCUCAUGUCAAGAGAGACUUCGGUUUUCCUGAUGAUUUCCUCUGCAAUCUCGUCCCCAAGUACCCGCAGUACCUCCGGCUGGUCGGCUCUCCAGGGGAAGGCCAGUCCUUUCUGGAGCUUGUUUCAUGGAACGAGGAGUUCGCGAGGUCGGUGAUCGAGAGGAAAGCUGAGGAGGAAUCGAAGCUCACUGGGAUUAGAAUGAGGCCCAAUUUCAGUGUCAAGCUUCCACCUGGGUAUUAUCUGAGGAAGGAGAUGAGGGAGUGGGUGAGGGACUGGCUUGAGCUGCCUUACAUCUCGCCAUACUCCGAUGCGUCGCCGCUCAGUCAGGCCUCGCCGGAGAUGGAGAAGAGGACUGUGGGGUUGAUGCAUGAGCUGUUGUCUUUGUCUGUGUUUCGGAGGAUUCAGGUGCCCAUAAUUGGGAAGUUCUGUGAGGAGUUCAGGCUGUCCAAUGCGUUUGGGAAUAUGUUCACAAGGCAUUCAGGGAUCUUCUAUGUCUCGUUGAAGGGCGGCGUGAAGACGGCGAUGCUCCGGGAGGCGUAUGAUGAGCUUGGGGAGCUUGUGGAUAGGGAUCCUUUGUCAGAGAUAAAGGAGAGGUUUGUGGAGAUGUUGGAUGAGGGGCAUAGGGAUUAUUUGGAGAAGAUUAGGAUGAAGAGGGAGGCCAUGAAGAGGGACUUGGAGCUUUUGGCUAAGAGAAAUUCUGAGCAACCAAUGCAAGAGGAGUAUGAAGAAGAAGAUGAUGAUGAUGAUGAUGAUGAAGAAGAAGAAGAAGAAAAGGAGAAGUUUUGAUUUGAUCAAAGAUAUAACCUUGCCACACUCAAUGAAAAAGGAGAAGUUUUGAUUUUGAUCAAUGAUGAAUCCUUGCCACACUGAAU
This is a messenger RNA of Dioscorea cayenensis subsp. rotundata (Guinea yam), 1500 nucleotides long. Its product is annotated as protein WHAT'S THIS FACTOR 1 homolog, chloroplastic. The coding region runs from base 80 to 1414 and encodes 444 amino acids. Gene Ontology annotation, molecular function: RNA binding. The record is from RefSeq and is a predicted model, not a curated record. NCBI's taxonomy places the organism in Eukaryota, Viridiplantae, Streptophyta, Magnoliopsida, Dioscoreales, Dioscoreaceae. The transcript has a single exon.